ACUACUUCCGCCAGGAGCCUCUAGCGGCUCGGGAUGGAGAACUGGCCAUAAAGUGGCCUUCUCCUUCUCCCUUCAGCUUGCCCGCCCGAACCCUAGUGCCCUGGUGGCGGCUGCUGCUGCUGCAGAGCCAGUCGCGGCCGUUCCCUGGGGCCGAGUCCAGGGCCUGGGCGAACGGGAAGUGCCGGCGAGACGCCGCGGCCUGACCCAGCCCCAGUCUCCCGCGGCGGCCAGUGCGGUCCCCGCGGGCCUCGCCGCGCCCACUCCGGCCUGGGCAGGGCCGCCUCUUCGCCCUGGACUCCGCCCCGCGGCCCAACCGGUGCCUGACCCGCUUCGGCCAAGCCCGGCCAAGCCCGGCCAAGCCCGGCCAAGCCCGGCCAACCCCAGCCUUGCCGCGGGGUGACCGCCCUGCCCCUGGGGGAUCCGGCCGUCCCCUGGUUCCGGCCGCAGGGGCAGCAUGGAGUUUGCGGAGCUGAUCAAGACGCCACGGGUGGACAAUGUGGUGCUGCACCGGCCUUUUUACCCGGCCGUCGAGGGGACCCUGUGCCUGACUGGCCACCACCUGAUCCUGUCCUCCCGGCAGGACAAUACGGAGGAGCUGUGGCUUCUCCAUUCAAACAUCGACGCCAUCGACAAGCGAUUUGUGGGAUCACUGGGUACAAUCAUCAUAAAAUGUAAAGAUUUUCGAAUUAUUCAGUUGGAUAUUCCUGGAAUGGAAGAAUGUUUAAAUAUAGCCAGUUCCAUUGAGGCACUGUCCACCCUGGACUCCAUCACUCUGAUGUACCCUUUCUUCUACCGACCAAUGUUCGAGGUGAUAGAGGACGGCUGGCAUUCCUUCCUUCCCGAGCAGGAGUUUGAACUCUACUCUUCCGCUACCAGUGAAUGGAGGCUAAGCUAUGUCAAUAAGGAAUUCGCUGUCUGUCCUUCAUAUCCACCAAUUGUCAUAGUGCCCAAAUGCAUCGACGAUGAAGCUCUUCGGAAAGUAGCUAUGUUUCGACAUGGAGGGCGCUUCCCAGUGCUAAGCUAUUAUCACAAAAAAAAUGGAACGGUAAUCAUGCGGAGUGGCCAGCCACUCACUGGCACCAACGGGAGAAGGUGCAAGGAAGAUGAGAAGUUGAUAAAUGCUACCCUCAGGGCAGGCAAGCGAGGCUACAUCAUCGAUACUCGGUCUCUAAACGUGGCCCAGCAAGCUAGAGCGAAAGGUGGCGGCUUUGAGCAGGAAGCUCAUUAUCCACAGUGGCGGCGAAUCCAUAAAUCCAUUGAGAGAUACCACGUUCUUCAGGAGAGCUUAAUCAAACUUGUGGAAGCUUGUAAUGACCAGACGCAUAACAUGGACCGCUGGCUCGGGAAGCUGGAGGCCUCCAACUGGCUGAGCCACAUCAAGGAGAUCCUGACCACCGCCUGCCUUGCGGCUCAGUGUGUCGACAGGGAAGGUGCAUCCAUAUUGGUGCACGGCACAGAAGGAACUGACUCCACGCUGCAGGUGACCUCCCUGGCCCAGAUCAUCUUGGAACCGAGAAGCAGGACCAUCCGGGGCUUUGAGGCACUGGUAGAGAGAGAGUGGCUCCAGGCUGGUCACCCGUUCCAACAGCGCUGCGCACAGUCGGCCUAUUGCAGCAGUAAGCAGAAGUGGGAGGCUCCUGUAUUCCUUCUCUUCUUGGACUGUGUGUGGCAGAUACUUCGCCAGUUCCCUUGUUCUUUUGAAUUCAAUGAGCAUUUCCUCAUCAUGCUCUUUGAGCAUGCCUAUGCCUCACAGUUUGGAACAUUUCUGGGCAACAAUGAAAGUGAAAGAUGUAAGCUGAAGCUACCGCAGAAGACGAUGUCUUUGUGGUCCUGGGUCAAUCGGCCCAGCGAGCUGAGUCGGUUCACCAACCCUCUCUUCGAAGCCAACAACCUGGUCAUCUGGCCAUCGGUGGCCCCGCAGAGCCUGCAGCUGUGGGAAGGAACUUUCCUCCGGUGGAACAGAUCCUCUAAGUACCUGGACGAGGCGUACGAGGAGAUGGUGAACAUCAUUGAGUACAACAAGGAGUUGCAAGCAAAGGUCAACGUGCUGCGGAGGCAGCUGGCUGAACUGGAGACGGAGGACGGGCUGCGGGAGAGCCCCUGAGCGUGCCGUGGAGACCCGUGCGGCUGCGGCUGCCUCUCUCCUGCCCUUCCGUUCACUUGUACCUGGGAGCCUGGAACUCAAGGCUUCUCUUGGGAGCCCUCUAAUGUCACGGCUUUCUCAGUACCAUGGAACAAAACUACUACAAUCAUACCUAUUUUACGUGGCCUGCUAGGCAGCCCUUUGCUUUGGGAGCAGGAAGGAGGUGCUAGUCAUUCAUUUUAGGUGACAUCCUUGACCUAGCGAAUGCUGUCUGUCACAGGCCAUCACUGAGCGUCCUCCAGCUCCACCUCCACCUCCACCUCCACCUUCCAUACCGCGCUCCAGCCCACUCCAGGACGCAACAGUCUCUUUAAGGAAUAGUUGAUGGUUAAAAAAAAAGGGUCAGGCUUUUAAGCACUCGGUAUAGAAAUUUUUUUCCAAGCUGAAGUGGUGGAUAAACCAAGAACUUUGUGUUUAACAUGCUAUUUCCAUUACCUUUGCCCAUUAAAAUAACCAGGCUCUUUAAAACAGUUUUGGGACUAACAAAACCGAAUUCACUCUCAUUCUGGUUUGUCAAGAAGGGAGAAUUGGAAUACUACUGAAGACAAAUUCUUUCUACAAGGCAAGAGGUAUGGUUCUCUGACACGUACAAGCAUUAAAUUUGUUUUCAGAGAAGACACUAAAAGUGCGUGCAAUAUGGAGUCAGAGUGGGGACUUGUUACUGACAGAGAACUGUGACUGUUGAAUUGGUUUUUCAGGUUUUGGGCCAUGCAUAUAAAAUGUGUAUCAAACGUUGGAUAUAGAAUGAAACUGUCACUUAAAAUAGCACUGUUAUAAUUAAGCUACAAAAAUGGUUUCCUUAAACCAGAGCUGCACUGCCCUCAUCUGAAGUUCUUACUGCACUGGUUUAUACCUGUGUGUGUAUGUGUUCUACUUGAGUUUUAGGUAUUUUAAGAGUUUACUGAUACAAAGGUUAAAACAUUCAUGUUGGCUUGAGCAGCUUGUAAAUUUGUCUUGACUGCUUAUUUGUCCGGUUUGUGUUAGGCAAGUAUAAUUUAACUGGAGGGGGAAGCUUCUGAAUACGGUGCAGCUCUGUUUGAAACUUGAGAGUUCUGGAAGGGUCUGGGUGCCACAGAACAGCAGUGGCUAUGUCCCUGAAACGCUAGAUUGUUUUUACCUGCAGCGUCCAGUACUGGUUCAGUACUUUGCUUCUUUCAUCGAUCCUGUCCAUUCUAGGUUUCCCCUAAGAGGGUGGUUCAGGAAUGGGCUUUAAUUGCGUUUGCACACCGUCUGUGUACAACCACUGCAAAACACAGCCACCUGGACCCCACCUCAGACUUAACAUGUUGAGGUAAACAUAACUUUAAAAAUUGACUCUAGCAAAAUCUGUGGCCAUGUCCAGAAACCUUAGCUUGCAGCCCGUGCUUUGCAGCUCCGGUUGCCCAAGCUUCCCCCUUCCUCCGCCUUCCUGAGACUUGCGGCAGAGGCCAGGCAGCACCCAGUGGUCCAGACUCUUGGGCUAGAUUUCGCUGCCUUCUUCUCCAAGCUCACUUUUGUUCCUGGCUUAUGUUCUUGGCUGCAGUUACAAAUCCUAGGCCAUCACUGCCCUCACCAAAAGACGAAGCAAAAGAGCAGAACGGGUGUUCUGUCUUGCUCUGCCCGGGUCUGCAUGAUGUGAAGAAAUGCCCGUCAUUGCCUUCUUCUCAAUGGAUCCUCAAAAUGGCUGGCAGUGGUGCCUUGUGCAGCUGACCUUUUUGUUUUUUUCAACUCUAUCUCUAGCUCACGCAUGAAUAAGGACCCUUUUCUGAGAUAGCGGACCAAUAAGGAAAAUCACCUAGGAGUUCUUUCCUUUGUGAUUCUUUAGAGUGACCCCCUCUGCUUCUCUGGGUUGGGCUUCCCUGGGCGAACACUGAGGGGAGCUCUUGCCAGGCGUGGUCGUGGACAGCUGAUGCGUUGUGAGCCUGUGUUGUCUUCCUGAUGAAUGGUGAUGUGUGAGCUAGAGACAGUGAUAGCAAGUGUUCCAGUUCCUUUUUCUUCCCCUUACUGAGACAGCACCAUCACUGUUUCGACACGCUUGCAUUUUAGUAUUAACUUGUAAAUAGGGGUCCUGCAAGCUUCAGGUCUGUGUGCAGGUUGUAAAGACAAACUGGUCUCUGCACUUUCAACAGGGUCAUUUCAUAAUGGAAACGCUAGAGUUCCCCCAAACUCAAGAGAACAGUAAACAGGUGCAUUAUCAGUCUAAUUUGAAGAAGGUGUUUAACAAUGAUUAAAUUAUCCUUCCCUUGGGUGAGAAGAGUAAAUAAAAUGGGUACAUUCAAGAGAAGAUUCUUGUUAAGCAUUAGGUUUAGAGAGUUGGCUUUGAUAAAUGUGGCUUUAAAAACUUUAAGGACGAGAAUGGAGCCGAAUCAGUAAGGAA
Chinchilla lanigera (long-tailed chinchilla) is the source of this 4499-nucleotide messenger RNA. RefSeq names its product myotubularin related protein 9 (gene Mtmr9). Bases 455 to 2104 code for a protein of 549 amino acids. Gene Ontology annotation, biological process: negative regulation of autophagy. Lineage: Eukaryota; Metazoa; Chordata; Mammalia; Rodentia; Chinchillidae. The record is from RefSeq and is a predicted model, not a curated record. The transcript is spliced from 10 exons.